AUGGCCUUGGACUUUGGGGGUGGCAACAGUGGCUUCCGCCACACAGAAGUGGUUCAGUUCAUUAACAGUGAAAUUCUUAUGAAUGGAGGAGGGCCAGAGUUUUAUGUGGCCUUCAGCUCGCUGUCUUGGAAGGAGGUAGAGGACCAGCUCCGAUUGGUUGUUGCCAACCCGCAGAUGCCACACUGCCUCAAAAGGGCCUAUGCGUGGAGCAGCUUGGCUUUGGGUGUGAAAGCCUCAGUGAGACAUUGCGAGCAGCAGGAGCGUUGUGUCCAGCGGUUGCAGGACCAAAUAGAGAAGCAUGAGGUUGCUUCUUGGGCUCUGAUUUCUCAAGUGCAAAAGUUGCGGGAGGAGCGAAAUGAGGCUGCUGCACAGCUGCUGUUCACACAGACUGCCUUACGGCAGGCCAUGGAAGAACGUGAAGCCCUUCGCAAUAGGCUGCUCCAGGCUGAGAAAUCAGCACAGGACACCACAAUGGCCCAGGAUACAGAGCUUGGGGCUCAAGCCGUGCCAUUGGAGGCAGCAGUGGUGCUUUUGAAUGCAGAUCAGCAGACAGAUGUGGGAGCUGUGGGAGCUUCAGGGGGACCUGGAGCCAUGGUUGUACACGACAGGCAAAAUUUGGAGGCUCAGACGCCAGCCCCAAUACCAGUCACGUAUAUGUCGGACACAUUAAGUUCCUGGACCUCAGUUGUACAACCUGUUUGGCCUCUUCUUCAGCCAGUAGCCCCUCAAGGAAUGGUUCCUCAGUCAAUAAUUUCUCAGCCAAUGAGUUCUCAGUCAUUCAUUCCUCAGAAAAUCGCUCCUCAGCCAACUGAUGCUCAGCCAACUGAUCCUCAACCAAUCGCUCCUCAGCCAAUAUCUCCUCAGCUACUCACUCCUCAGCCAGCAGAGCCUCAUCUAAUUGCAUCUCCACUGGAGCCUCAGCCAGUCUCCCCUCAGCCUAUGGAGCCACAUCUAAUCUCUUUUCAGCCAAUUGACGCUCAACCAAUUGCUCUUCAGUCAAUGGAGCCUCAUCUAAUUGUUCCACAGUCAAUCGUUCCUCAGCCAGAUCUCACCCAGCCCAUCUUCCAUCAACCAAUCUGUAUGCCAUACCAUCUCCCGCUAUAUCCAUCGUUCCCUAUGGGAGUUCCUUUCGUGCAGCCUCAUCUACCUGCUGUUGUCACGGAAGCUGCAUCAGGAGUACUCCCACUACACAUGCCUCCUGUGGGCGUAUACCCUCAUGGCCUAUGGGCUGCAGAAGGCUUCCAGGGAGAGAUGGUUACUCUGUGUGAUCAGAGGUGUGAUAUCCAAGUGGAAGGUCUGGAAAACCUUCACAGCUCCUUCCUCCAAGGAGACAGCAAAAGUGAAGGGCAAGAAGGUUCAGAGAAACCCCAGGGACCUUAUCUCCAAGACAACAGAUACUUAAACCAAGCAGAACAUGCUGAGACAUUCCAGGGAAUGGAUCCCCUUGAGGAAAGUGGACUCUGCUACCAAGAAGAACAAAAUCCCCAGGGGAUGAUUCCUCUGGGCAGCAAUAGGGGCAGUCAGAAUGAAGGUUCACAGGAAGUCCAAGGGAUGGCCUCCUUGGAAGUAACCAUGAGUGGUAUCCAGGAAAGAAGUGCAGAUAUUGUCCAGGGCAUGGUAGACAUGAAGGUAAGCCAUGGCCAGGAGGAAGAGGAAAGUACUGUCCAGGAGAUGGCAGCUGAGGGGAUAAAUAGGAGCCUCAGAGAGGAAGGAUGUACGGCGAGUACCCAGAGGGUGGCAGACUCAGGGUUCACCAACAACCAUAGCAAGGAAGAAAGUGCAGACAAACCUCAAGAAACACUUGCAUCAGAGAGCCAAGCUGAGAGAAAAACCCCCAGGAAAAAGCAGGAGAAAAAAACCUCACAAGAGAAAAAACCCUUAGGUCAGUUUUCUUCCUGCUCCUAUAAAACGGAUUGGUUCUGCUCAUGGUGUAAAGGGAUAAAUUUUGCCUGGCGCUCUGCCUGCUAUAAGUGCAAGAAAGUUCGUAAGCAAGUUGAGAGAGGAGGUGCUGAUUCCGUAUAA
Perognathus longimembris pacificus (Pacific pocket mouse) is the source of this 2022-nucleotide messenger RNA. It is a transcript of the gene Tex13d, whose product is annotated as TEX13 family member D. The record is from RefSeq and is a predicted model, not a curated record. The transcript has a single exon. Lineage: Eukaryota; Metazoa; Chordata; Mammalia; Rodentia; Heteromyidae. Bases 1 to 2022 code for a protein of 673 amino acids.